Colletotrichum karsti is the source of this 1974-nucleotide messenger RNA. RefSeq names its product HMG box protein. Lineage: Eukaryota; Fungi; Ascomycota; Sordariomycetes; Glomerellales; Glomerellaceae. The record is from RefSeq and is a predicted model, not a curated record. The transcript is spliced from 2 exons. Gene Ontology annotation, molecular function: DNA-binding transcription factor activity, RNA polymerase II-specific; RNA polymerase II cis-regulatory region sequence-specific DNA binding. Gene Ontology annotation, biological process: cell differentiation; negative regulation of transcription by RNA polymerase II; anatomical structure morphogenesis. The coding region runs from base 1 to 1974 and encodes 657 amino acids.
AUGGAGCGAAGAGCAAGCCAGGAACUAGACGAAGGACCAGACUCCGUGGGCUCUGCUGGCAGUCGAACAAGCAGGAAACGCGCUGCCUCUAUCGACGUGGACGAGGCCAACAACAGCUCGAGGGCGAGAGAAUUCAGCCUGGAAACCGGACCGAUGGGCAGCGAAGGCAGCAAGGACUACAUCUGUCUCUGCACGCCCGCUCUCAAGGUUCCAAGACCUCGCAACGCAUUCAUCCUGUACAGACAACACCACCAGGCACAGGUCAUCUCCCAACACCCCGGACUCUCCAAUCCCGAGAUUUCCAAGAUCAUUGGAGAGCAGUGGCGGGUACAGCCUGAGGAUGUCAAGGAAAGUUGGAAGAAGCUUGCAGAAGAAGAGAAGAUCCGACACCAACGACAAUACCCAGACUACCGGUACCAGCCGAGGCGCGGUGGACGACCAGGAAGCCGGCCGGGCUCAUCAUCCGGAGGAGAUACAGGAAGGUGCCCCAAGUGUGGAGGCAGGUUCAUCGCAACGCCCAGAACGCCGUCGACACCGUUUGUCACACCGACUGCUGCGAAAACGAGCAUGCCUCCUCACCACCAGAGAGAUAUGCGAAGCGUCGACAACGACCAGCUUCGGCAUGCCCUGCCUGGCGGGAAACAGCCUUAUCAAUAUCAACAUGGCAACCUGCGAGACGUCGACGAGGAAUACGAAGCCAUGUCGCCGUCGCCCGAGCUCAAACGGCGCCGAUUCAACGCCAUGGGCCACUACCAGGCUGUGCCGUCCCCGGGCCCGUACACCGGGCAUCCACUGUCAAGACAGCCCCGAUCGUCUCUGAGUAUGCCAGGAACGCCGCCUGUCGCGGGAUACGGGCCGUUGCCUGGCCCAUCCGCGCUUGCGAGGCCUGGCGGCCACGGACCUAUGGCGCCUCCUCCUCGACCGCAUCAUUCGGGCUACUCAGGACCAAGCCGCGGCUCGGCCUUCGACGAAAGUCUUCGCUUGCCGCCCUUGCAAACACAAAACUCUCCCCCACUAGGCAGAGAGGGUGACAUGAACGAUCGCCCAAGCGCUCAUCCAUCCUCGGGCCAUGGCAUUGCCAACUCCCGUGACGCGUACGCCCAAAGCAUCGAGGCCAUGAUUAUGACGAUACCAUUCUUGAGUAAGCUGAAGGUCCUGCAAAAGAUCAGCCCGACUUUGACUCCGCCUGGACCGGCCAGCCCGGACAUCGACACCCGCGGCGCAGUCAUCGCCAUCGAAGGAGGUGAUCCUCGACAGCUGGAACAGGUCGGAACGGCAAUUCACAGGUCUCUUCUUGGCUUGAGCGAGAUUGACCUGAAGAUUUGGUGCGAGGCGCCGGCCAGCCCACUGUCAACCACAUCAGCCGAGGAAGACACGAAGAUGAACGACGGCGCGUCCAUUGCCAGCAGCAGGAAGAGCAGCCAUUCGCAGCCGACUCUCCACGCGUCGGAACUAUUCUCCAGCUAUAUGCAGACCAUGAUGAAGUGGCACGAGAAGUCGCGGGAGAUCGUCAAGCACAUCACCACCAAACCGGUCUUCGGACCAGAAGAACAACCGCCGAACAGAAGGGCCUCGGAAGGAGAGCUUGUCGCAUCGAGGCACGAUUUGACAUCAACUCCCAGCCUGGCCAAGACACCGAUUGCUCUGCUUCCUGCGGGUUUCAGCUUGACCAUAUCAGACAAGUAUGCUUGUAUGAUACCCAUUUCUGAUUCGUACGCCCCUGUCGACCACUGGCAGUGGAUGUCGACCCUGUGGAGGGGCAUCAUCGGACCAGACCUCGUCAUAUAUGUCAAGACUGCGGCGGAAGACGAGGUCGCUCGAGCAGGAGCCGUUGAAUUCAAAGGCCCUGGUGUUAUGGUGAUCAGGAUCGCGCAUGGCAAAUCGCUGGACGAGAAGACUGAGCGGCGCGUUUGUUUCGAAGUUGUCGAGUGGAUCCGGGGAGCCAGCUUCCAGGAGGGAUUCGGUCGAGUUUGA